Messenger RNA from Trifolium pratense (red clover), 1615 nucleotides. Its product is annotated as transcription factor MYB78-like. Gene Ontology annotation, cellular component: nucleus. The transcript has 3 exons. NCBI's taxonomy places the organism in Eukaryota, Viridiplantae, Streptophyta, Magnoliopsida, Fabales, Fabaceae. Gene Ontology annotation, biological process: regulation of DNA-templated transcription. Bases 469 to 1455 code for a protein of 328 amino acids. Gene Ontology annotation, molecular function: DNA-binding transcription factor activity; sequence-specific DNA binding. The record is from RefSeq and is a predicted model, not a curated record.
GCACACGCGCACACAACAAAGCCAUAAAAGUCAAAUUUUCAAAGAGUCAAAAAUUGUAGCGUUUUCUUACUAACAACAAGUCAUAAAUAAUUAAUUUUUCUUCAAAAUCUCAUUUAAAUUUCGUUAAUUAAAUCAUUAAUUCUUACUACUUAAACCUAGUUUAUUUUAUCUCUCAUCAUCACAUCCCUUCACAACAUUUUCUCCUUUUUCUUUUUCAAUUUUUCUUCUUCUCUCAUUUUCUUGACCCCAUCCUUCUUUGAAUAUAUCUAUAUAAAGCCUCUACCCUUCUCUAUCUUCUUUGUAAUAAGCCAAAAACCUCUUUCUCUUUCUCUCUCAAAUUCUUUACCUCUUCAAACUAUAACCAAACCAAUUCCACACAAAGUUCUUAAAUCAAAAGCCAUAUAACUAGCUUAUAUAUCUAUUGAUUAAGUUCAUUUUGUUAUAUAUCAAACAUAUACAUAAAAUUUCAUGGAAGUAAAAGGAAGUGUAAUUAGCAACUCAAACAUCACCAUGCUCCAAAGUGAAGAUGAUGAGUUGGAUCUUCGACGAGGUCCAUGGACCGUUGAUGAAGAUCUUGCUCUCAUCAAUUACAUUGCAAAUCACGGUGAAGGUCGAUGGAAUACUCUUGCUCAUUCCGCUGGACUCAAACGAACUGGCAAGAGCUGUAGAUUGAGAUGGUUGAAUUAUCUUCGUCCAGAUGUUAGACGCGGUAACAUCACACUCGAAGAACAACUUCUUAUUCUUGAACUUCAUAGUCGUUGGGGAAACCGAUGGUCAAAAAUUGCUCAAUAUUUGCCGGGAAGAACUGACAACGAGAUCAAGAAUUAUUGGAGAACGCGUGUUCAAAAACAUGCCAAACAACUCAAAUGUGACGUGAAUAGCAAACAAUUCAAAGAUGCCAUGCGCUACCUUUGGAUGCCAAGGCUAGUGGAGCGAAUCCAAGCCGCUGCAUCCACCUCUGUUGCCACAGCCACCACCACUAAUAAUUAUGGUUCUCCAAGCGUUACAACAACGGUCACCACCAACAAUCAUCCGACAUACAUCCAUAACAACAAUUUUGAGGGUCAUACGAAUAUGAUGUUAACUCCAACAAUUAUGAACAACAACAAUAACUUAUAUGGUUCACAAGUAACACAAAGUCAUACUCCAGACAAUAGUAGCAAUGGCGCGGCUGCAUCAUCAGAUUCGUUUGGGACACAAGUUUCGCCUGUCUCGGAUUUGACUCAAGACUACUACAAUGUCGCGGUUGGUAGUAACAAUGGUAACAAUAACCCUAAUUCUGAUUAUUACCAACAAUUUGGCUUUGAUUGCAUCACUAGCCCUUCAGGUUUGUUCCCUCAAAUGGAUUUCAAUUCCAUGGAACCAAACACUCCAUGGAUUCAAGGGGACACAUCCGACAAUUUCUGGAAUGUUGAAAACAUGUUGCUCUUGCAACAACUCAAUGACAACAUGUGAAAAUAAGGAAAUUAAUUAAAAAAAGAGGGUUAUUAUGAAAUAUUUUACAGAUGAUAAAAAUAAUAGAACUAGAAAAAUGAGCAAAUUAAUAAAUUCUUAUGUAGGACACACAUGUAGAUUUUAAAUUAAGGAAUAUAAGAACAAAGAAGAAAAAUGUGAA